Molecule: messenger RNA, 1035 nt
Organism: Aspergillus terreus NIH2624
Lineage: Eukaryota; Fungi; Ascomycota; Eurotiomycetes; Eurotiales; Aspergillaceae
Product: glycosyltransferase family protein
Exons: 2
Coding region: 1-1035 (344 amino acids)
Source: RefSeq, a predicted model, not a curated record
AUGGCGACACCACUCGGCGGCACAGCCAUCAUCACCGGAGGAAACGGCUCGCUGGGGUCCGAAAUCGCCAUUGCCAUUGCAAAAUCACAACCCUUUGUCCAUCUCCUUCUGCUGGCCCGCGACAUCCGAUCCGACAGCGUCCGCGAGCUGAUGGACCGCAUUCGACUGAUUGGGUCGCGGUCCGUCGAAGUGGCCCGCGUCGACCUGGCCAGCGUCAACUCCGUCGUCAGCUUCGCCCAAAACACCGUCGAAAGGGUGCAAAACAAGGAGAUCCCACCGGUGACACUGCUGAUCAAUUCUGCCGCCGUGUCGUCAUAUGUGGCCGACCACGUCACACGAGAUGGGCACGAUCCCGUCUACCAGACAAACUGCAUCGCGCCGUUCCUCUUGACCGUCAGUCUGCUCGAGGCCUUCCGCGCCGGCGACGGAACCCCCAAUGGCGGUGCCAAGGUGAUCAAUAUUGGAUGUUCGGCCAUGGCCAAGGGCUCGUUGGACUAUUUUGACAAAACGGACCCGGAGGUGAGCUCACGGCCGGGAACCCCGUUGAGCUCCAAGCAGGGAAAUGCGCGCUUCGGGAGCAGCAAGCUGAUCAUGAGUGCCGCGAUGUAUGCCCUGCGACGAAGUUUGGUUCUGACUGGAAACAUCUCGCUUAAUAUAUUCACUCUCGAUCCGGGCGGACUAGCCGGAGAGAGCCAUCUGACAACAAGCGCCCCUCGGUCCGUCCGAAUGGCACAUCAGACUCGGUCUGGACUCCGACCUUUUCUGCGGGUAUUCUCCAAAAGCGCAAUCAAUAAGACCAAAGUCCCCGCCAAGGUGAUCGCGAAAGUCGCAUUCCAACGCGACACGGUGGAGACCUGGGGCAGGGAACGAUAUUAUAUCUUGGACAGCGAGUACGAAGCCGGAUCCGUCAUUCCGGUGUUGCGAGACCCGCCACAGAUGGACGCCUUGCUCCAGAAGGUGAUGCGACAGGUCGAGAUUGGAGUCAAGGGGAUGGGGUCGCCGGAGUCUCGGAUUUCACGUCUGAGCGCACAUUAA